AUAACUUUAGGAGGGUUUAUUUAAAGCUUGUGAGUGUAGCAAAAUCAUAGAUAUAGUGCAGUAACCUAGGGUAAGUGACAAAGUUGGUACCACCUCCACACUUAUAAGGAUACAGGGAAGGAACAUUUACCAGAACAUGGGUGGAGAAAGAAUCUACAGAGUUGGCUACUCUGGAAGAAGCAAUGACUUUGUGUCAAGAGACACAGUAAGUGAGAGGCGAUCUUUCCGGGAAGCAGGGGAAUGGUACCCUGAUAGUACUUUUCUCUCUUCCUCUGCUCUCUGAUGAGAAGUUCGUCUUUUUCCAUCCUUUUCUCUCCUCUCUGCUGUGUCUGGCUUCGCUCUCAGGCAGGUCUUCUUCAUUUAUUUAUUUAUUUUUUUGUCUUUUGUCUUUUUGUUGUUGUUGUUGCUAUUUUUUGGGCCGCUCCCUCGGCAUAUGGAGGUUCCCAGGCUAGGGGUUGAAUCGGAGCUGUAGCCACCGGCCUACGCCAGAGCCACAGCAACGCGGGAUCCGAGCCGCGUCUGCAACCUACACCACAGCUCACGGCAACGCCGGAUCGUUAACCCACUGAGCAAGGGCAGGGACCGAACCCGCCACCUCAUGGUUCCUAGUCGGAUUCGUUAACCACUGCGCCACGACGGGAACUCCCCAGGCAGGUCUUCUUUAAAUGGAGGCCACUUGUAUAGCAAUCGCAAUUUUUCGUUCUGAUCGGGCUCCAACCCUCUUGACUUGACUCAUGUGCCUACCCUCAAACCAGUCACAGAAGCCAGGGGAAUGUGCUUCUCGGCUUGACCAGAACUAGGCCACACACUUAUCCUUGAAACUGGGGUGUGGGACUCAGCUCCAUAGAAGUAUGGUGACUGAGACUGAUGGAUUGAGGUGUGUGUGUGUGUAGUAUGGAAAGUCUGGAUGCUGGUCAGCCAAAACAGUUCCACUAUCUGUCCCUCUGUUGAGUUCCACGCAUUUUCCUGAGAUUGGAACCCUGUUGGGACACAGGUAUCUGGCCACACUGGACUUGUCUGUGAUGCCUGCCAGCUCUUCUCCAGAGGUGGGACCCACUCUUCUGGCUUGGAGUAUCCCCCAGACUCUGUCUAUCCUGCUUAAAGCUUGGUCCUGCUUGUCCUCUUCCUGCUUUAAAUGCUCCCAGCAAGCUGCACAGUGCAUGCAAUGUCCUUUCAGACACUUUGGCAACUAGUGAGUCAUGUAUACAAAGAACCAUUCAAAGCAGAAUGUGGUCAGUUCUCUGAGAGAGUAGUGGAAAGAUGUUUGGAGAGCAGAGAUAAAGGCAUAGAACAUCUGGCUGGGAGCAUGAGAGCAGACAAACGAUUCAGUGACUAUCAAGCACCCAGGACAAGCUGAAGUGUAGGAUGCCUAAUGAUAAAAACAGGGAUAAUAAUAACAGCAGCUAAUACACAUAGUGCUGAACCAUAUGCCAGGCCCUGCUCUAAGAAUAUUACAUGAAUUAACUCAAUGUAUCCUCCCCAUCUUCUUUUGAGUGGGUACAGUUAUUACUCAUUUUAGAGCUGAGGUUAAGUAACUUGCCCAAGAUCACAUAGUAAGGAAGUGGCAGCGUAUGACUGAGUUCCUAUCCUGGAGGUUCUUAAAGGCCAGGAUACAGUGGUAGCUUUGACUUAACAGUUGUCUGAGUAGCUGUUUCAUCUUUCCCAAUGGACUCAAACCCACCGAGAACAGCACUGAGUCUAGUUCACCUUUGUACUACAACUUAGGGAGAAGCUACAUAUAUAUCCUCUUUGACUGGGCCAUCUUCACUGGAAUGGGCCUUUGUUAUACAGAAUAAAUGAAAUCUAGAGUACUGUGGAUGUGACAGGAAGUUAUGGAUCUGACUAACCGAGGCUUUCACCUCUGACUCAGUGUGUCUGGGUAAAUGACCUAAGGGCGCCAAACUGCUGAUUUUCCAACUGUAAAAGAGAGGAAAACAAGUACCCAGCAGGCUUCACCAAGACACAGCAAGAGUAUAGCAAAUACAUAAAUAAAUCCACAUAUUAAAUUCUUGCAACACUUCAGAGAAAGGUACUAUGAGAAACCAAGCUAAAUUUCUUAGUUUCACUGUAACAUCAGUAAUUAGCAGAUUUGCAUUAGGAGCCACACAUUCUAGACCCAAUGGAAAUACAACAGAAUAAUAAAACAUGAUUUCUGCUAGUCCCUAUUUUAUAGGAUUUGGUGCGCAAGAGCAGUUUGAGUGGUAAAUAUACAGAUUAUUUAACAGAGGUCAAAAUGUAAAGUACAUUAGAGCUCAUCCGGUUCAACAUAUAUAAAUGGAAAAUGAGAUUCAAAAGGGGGAAGUAAUAGACUGAGGAAGAGUGUUAUCAACGCACAAAUUUGUCCUCAAAGAAAAGGCCUGGGUCCUGGGCUUGAACUUGAGUCGAAGAGGCACCAUCUGUGUUACUUGGGGCCCGUGGCUUAGUUUCUCUGAACCAAAUUCCCCUUCUCUAAAAUGGGGAUAAUAACAACUUACUUUCAAGGGCUCUUGUGAAGAUUAAGUAAAAUCAUGCAUGUAAAACUUUAAUCCAGUGCCAGGUUUAGCCCCACAAGUCAACUAUUAUUGUUACCUCAGUAGGAGAAAGAUCUUUUGGCUCUUUUUCUGUAAGAAGAACCAUUCUUUCUCUGGUUAGACCUCAUUCACAAGGUCGGGGCAGAACAGAAAGUGCUUUCAGCUGCUCGGGAUGGGCGCUGCAGGAACACGGACCCAGCCAUCCCGGGAGGCAGAGCACUGUCCGCCCCGGCAAAGCCCAUCUUCCAUUUCCUGCCCUUCUUUUUCGGGAGCGCCGGGCUACCGCCACGCUCUCGGUUAUCUCAUUUUCCUGCUUCGCUGGCCUCUCUCUGGCUUCUCUCUGUGUCCUCUCAGUCAUGCGGGCCGCGCGGCAGCCAGGCGACCAAGGCUGGCGGUUCGGUCCCUCCACGCCCCAUUCUUCCCCUGCGUUCCCUCCCGUCGCAGCUGCGUUCCGAAGCCCGGGUUCCCGUGGGGAUUGACGCACUGGGGGAGGAGCGGUUUCUUGCUGCGCGCCUCUCAGGAGCAUUACGGCCGGGCUCGUUCCCGGCUCCGGCCGCCAGCCCCAGCCUCCCGGGUCCGGAGCGGGGACUGGCGGAGGCGGCGAGGGAGGGAGCGCAAGCGAGGGGGCACGCGCCCGCCCGCCCGCGCCCAGACCGCCGCCGCCGCCGCCUUAGCAGCCAUGGCCGAGCGCCGCGCCUUCGCCCAGAAGAUCAGCAGAACUGUGGCUGCUGAAGUAAGGAAGCAGAUCUCUGGACAGUACAGUGGUUCUCCCCAGCUGCUCAAAAACCUCAACAUUGUUGGCAAUAUAUCCCAUCACACCACAGUGCCCCUUACUGAAGCAGUAGAUCCAGUGGAUUUGGAAGAUUACCUCCUUACUCAUCCUUUAGCUGUGGAUUCUGGGCCUUUAAGGGAUUUGAUUGAAUUCCCUCCAGAUGAUAUUGAAGUGGUUUAUAGUCCUAGGGACUGCAGAACCCUUGUUUCAGCUGUCCCUGAAGAAAGUGAAAUGGAUCCACAUGUUAGAGAUUGUAUAAGAAGUUAUACAGAAGACUGGGCAAUUGUGAUCAGAAAAUAUCAUAAACUGGGAACAGGAUUUAAUCCUAAUACAUUAGAUAAACAGAAAGAAAGGCAAAAAGGUUUGCCAAAACAGGUCUUUGAAUCCGAUGAAGCUCCAGAUGGCAACAACUACCAGGAUGAACAAGAUGAUCUUAAAAGACGUUCAAUGUCAAUAGACGAUACUCCAAGGGGUAGCUGGGCCUGCAGUAUUUUUGACUUGAAAAAUUCACUUCCUGAUGCUUUGCUUCCCAAUUUGCUUGAUCGAACUCCAAAUGAAGAAAUAGACCGUCAGAAUGACGAUCAAAGGAAAUCAAACCGUCACAAGGAACUCUUUUCUUUGCAUCCAUCACCAGAUGAGGAAGAACCAAUAGAACGACUUAGUGUUCCGGAUGUGCCCAAAGAACAUUUUGGUCAAAGACUUCUUGUAAAAUGUUUAUCACUCAAGUUUGAGAUUGAAAUUGAACCCAUAUUUGCAAGUUUGGCUUUAUAUGAUGUCAAGGAAAAGAAAAAAAUUUCAGAAAACUUUUAUUUUGACCUUAAUUCUGAGCAGAUGAAAGGAUUAUUACGUCCACAUGUACCACCAGCUGCCAUUACUACCCUGGCAAGAUCAGCUAUUUUUUCUAUCACAUAUCCUUCCCAAGAUGUUUUUCUUGUAAUAAAGCUAGAAAAAGUGCUGCAGCAAGGAGACAUUGGAGAAUGUGCAGAACCGUAUAUGAUUUUCAAAGAAGCAGAUGCCACCAAGAAUAAGGAAAAAUUGGAGAAGCUGAAAAGUCAAGCUGAUCAGUUUUGCCAAAGACUUGGGAAGUAUCGCAUGCCAUUUGCUUGGACUGCAAUCCAUUUAAUGAAUAUUGUUAGCAGUGCUGGGAGUUUGGAAAGAGAUUCUACAGAGGUAGAAAUAAGCACUGGAGAACGAAAAGGGUCUUGGUCAGAGAGGAGGAACUCUAGUAUUGUUGGAAGAAGAUCACUUGAAAGGACAACAAGUGGAGAUGAUGCUUGUAACUUGACCAGCUUUCGACCCGCUACUCUCACAGUGACAAAUUUUUUUAAGCAGGAAGGAGAUCGUUUAAGUGAUGAAGAUCUGUACAAAUUCCUUGCUGAUAUGAGAAGGCCGUCUUCUGUUUUACGGAGACUGAGACCUAUUACAGCUCAGCUGAAGAUAGACAUUUCUCCUGCACCUGAAAAUCCCCAUUAUUGCCUAACCCCAGAGCUGCUUCAAGUGAAGCUUUACCCUGACAGUCGAGUUAGACCUACCAGAGAAAUUUUGGAGUUUCCUGCGAGAGAUGUCUAUGUUCCAAACACCACGUACAGGAAUCUUCUCUACAUAUACCCUCAGAGCCUCAAUUUUGCCAACCGUCAGGGUUCUGCCAGAAAUAUAACUGUGAAAGUACAGUUUAUGUAUGGGGAGGAUCCUAGCAAUGCCAUGCCGGUAAUCUUUGGUAAAUCUAGCUGUUCAGAAUUUUCAAAGGAAGCCUAUACAGCCGUAGUAUAUCAUAACAGGUCUCCUGAUUUUCAUGAAGAAAUCAAGGUUAAGCUCCCUGCUACUUUAACUGACCAUCAUCACUUGCUUUUUACUUUUUAUCAUGUUAGUUGCCAACAAAAACAAAAUACUCCUCUUGAAACUCCUGUUGGAUACACAUGGAUACCCAUGCUUCAGAACGGGCGAUUAAAGACUGGGCAGUUUUGCCUACCGGUCUCACUGGAAAAACCACCACAGGCUUAUUCUGUACUGUCUCCUGAGGUUCCUCUACCUGGCAUGAAAUGGGUAGAUAAUCACAAAGGUGUUUUUAAUGUUGAAGUUGUUGCUGUUUCAUCUAUCCAUACACAAGAUCCUUAUCUUGAUAAGUUUUUCGCUCUGGUGAAUGCUUUGGAUGAACAUAUGUUCCCAGUCCGUAUUGGAGACAUGAGAAUCAUGGAAAAUAACUUAGAAAAUGAAUUGAAGAGCAGUAUUUCAGCAUUGAAUUCAUCUCAGUUGGAGCCAGUGGUUCGAUUCCUUCAUCUUCUGCUUGAUAAACUGAUACUUUUAGUUGUUAGACCUCCUGUCAUUGCUGGCCAGAUAGUUAAUCUGGGUCAAGCAUCAUUCGAAGCCAUGGCAUCAAUUAUAAAUCGGCUUCACAAAAACUUGGAAGGCAAUCAUGACCAGCACGGCAGAAACAACCUUCUUGCAUCAUACAUCUACUAUGUUUUUCGCCUACCAAAUACUUAUCCUAAUUCACCAUCACCAGGUCCUGGGGGUUUGGGAGGAUCAGUGCAUUAUGCCACAAUGGCUAGAUCUGCUGUGAGACCUGCAAGCCUUAAUUUAAAUCGUUCUCGAAGCCUUAGCAAUAGUAAUCCAGAUAUAUCUGGGACUCCCACGUCACCAGAUGAUGAAGUACGGUCAAUCAUCGGCAGUAAGGGUUUAGAUCGCUCCAAUUCCUGGGUUAACACUGGUGGUCCAAAAGCUGCCCCAUGGGGAUCCAACCCCAGUCCAAGUACAGAAUCAACACAGGCUAUGGAUCGAAGUUGUAAUCGUAUGUCUUCGCACACAGAGACGUCAAGUUUCUUACAAACAUUAACGGGACGCCUACCAACUAAAAAGGGAAAGGAAGAUGAGUUAGAAAAAUUAUCACUCUUACUUUUUCAUGAGGAGCUGGCUUUGCAGUGGGUUGUUUGCAGUGGCAGCGUUCGGGAAUCAGCUUUGCAACAAGCCUGGUUCUUUUUUGAAUUAAUGGUAAAGAGCAUGGUGCACCAUUUAUACUUUAAUGAUAAACUUGAUGCACCAAGGAAAAGUCGUUUCCCAGAACGUUUCAUGGAUGAUAUUGCUGCUCUUGUCAGCACAAUUGCAAGUGAUAUAGUUUCACGAUUUCAGAAGGACACAGAAAUGGUUGAGAGACUCAACACAAGCCUUGCAUUCUUUCUUAAUGAUCUGUUGUCUGUUAUGGACAGAGGAUUUGUCUUCAGCCUUAUCAAGACCUGUUAUAAACAGGUAUCUUCAAAGCUUUAUUCAUUACCAAAUCCAAGUGUCCUGGUGUCCUUGAGACUGGAUUUUCUGCGAAUCAUCUGUAGCCAUGAGCACUAUGUUACCUUAAACUUACCCUGCAGCCUGCUUACUCCACCUGCAUCACCAUCACCUUCUGUUUCUUCUGCAACAUCUCAGAGUUCUGGAUUUUCCACCAAUGUGCAAGACCAGAAGAUUGCGAAUAUGUUUGAAUUGUCUGUGCCUUUCCGCCAACAGCAUUAUUUGGCAGGACUUGUGUUAACAGAGCUGGCUCUCAUUUUAGACCCUGAUGCGGAAGGACUAUUUGGAUUGCAUAAGAAAGUCAUCAAUAUGGUACACAAUUUACUAUCCAGUCAUGACUCCGACCCACGGUACUCUGACCCCCAGAUAAAGGCCCGGGUGGCUAUGUUGUAUCUCCCUCUGAUUGGCAUUAUCAUGGAAACUGUUCCUCAGCUGUAUGAUUUUACAGAAACCCACAAUCAGCGAGGAAGACCAAUCUGCAUAGCCACUGAUGACUAUGAAAGUGAGAGUGGAAGCAUGAUAAGCCAGACAGUUGCCAUGGCAAUUGCAGGAACAUCAGUUCCUCAACUAACAAGGCCUGGCAGUUUCCUCCUUACAUCAACGAGUGGCAGGCAACAUACUACCUUUUCAGCAGAAUCAAGUCGGAGUCUCUUGAUCUGUUUGCUUUGGGUUCUCAAGAAUGCAGAUGAGACAGUUCUACAAAAGUGGUUUACAGAUCUCUCAGUCCUGCAGCUAAACCGGCUAUUAGAUCUGCUUUAUCUUUGUGUAUCUUGCUUUGAGUACAAAGGAAAGAAAGUGUUUGAAAGAAUGAAUAGUUUAACUUUUAAGAAGUCAAAAGACAUGAGAGCAAAGCUUGAAGAGGCUAUUCUUGGAAGCAUAGGUGCUAGGCAAGAAAUGGUGCGCCGAAGCCGAGGACAGCUUGAGAGAAGCCCAUCUGGAAGUGCCUUUGGAAGUCAAGAAAAUCUGAGGUGGAGAAAGGAUAUGACUCACUGGCGUCAAAACACUGAGAAGCUUGACAAGUCAAGAGCAGAGAUUGAACAUGAAGCACUGAUUGAUGGAAAUCUGGCUACUGAAGCAAAUCUGAUCAUUUUGGAUACAUUAGAGAUUGUUGUCCAGACAGUUUCUGUAACAGAAUCCAAAGAGAGCAUCCUUGGUGGGGUGCUAAAAGUGCUGCUACACAGCAUGGCCUGUAACCAGAGUGCAGUUUAUCUACAACACUGUUUUGCUACUCAGAGAGCCCUGGUUUCAAAGUUCCCUGAACUCCUGUUUGAAGAAGAGACAGAGCAGUGUGCAGAUUUAUGCCUCCGGCUUCUCCGGCACUGUAGCAGUAGCAUCAGUACAAUACGGUCACAUGCUAGCGCCUCCCUUUACCUACUUAUGAGACAGAACUUUGAGAUUGGGAAUAACUUCGCCAGGGUUAAAAUGCAGGUAACCAUGUCACUGUCUUCCUUGGUGGGCACGUCGCAGAAUUUUAACGAGGAAUUCUUAAGACGUUCUCUAAAGACUAUACUGACAUAUGCUGAAGAAGAUCUGGAAUUGAGAGAAACGACAUUUCCUGAUCAGGUCCAAGAUUUGGUUUUCAAUCUCCAUAUGAUCCUUUCUGAUACUGUUAAAAUGAAGGAACACCAGGAGGAUCCUGAAAUGUUGAUUGACCUGAUGUACAGAAUUGCCAAGGGCUACCAGACCUCUCCAGACCUGCGACUGACCUGGUUGCAGAACAUGGCUGGCAAGCACUCGGAACGCAGCAAUCACGCCGAAGCUGCCCAGUGCCUUGUUCACUCAGCAGCGCUUGUUGCUGAAUAUCUGAGCAUGCUCGAGGACCGGAAAUAUCUUCCUGUGGGAUGUGUAACAUUUCAGAAUAUUUCAUCUAAUGUUUUAGAAGAAUCUGCAGUCUCAGAUGAUGUGGUAUCUCCAGAUGAAGAAGGUAUCUGCUCUGGAAAAUACUUUACUGAGUCAGGACUUGUGGGAUUGCUGGAACAAGCAGCUGCUUCUUUCUCUAUGGCUGGCAUGUAUGAAGCAGUUAACGAGGUUUACAAAGUACUUAUUCCUAUUCAUGAAGCUAAUCGGGAUGCAAAGAAACUAUCCACGAUUCAUGGUAAACUUCAAGAAGCAUUCAGCAAAAUUGUUCAUCAGAGUACUGGCUGGGAGUUCCUAUCUUGUGAAUAUUUUUCUUUUUGACUCUGGGAAAGCUUCAGUAAUUUCAUGUUUUCUAAAAGCUAUGUUUCCUAGCUAAUUUCCUGAUAUUCUUAAAGAACUCUCACUGGAUUGAGAUCCAAUAAGGAUAACUUAAACACUGUAGAAAGGCUCUUUGAAUUGAUAACUCUCUCCUUGACUUAGAGGAAAGCCACCUGGGUUUAUGUUAGUAUUGUGUUUCAUUUUUCACUGUGCUUCUUGAUUUGGUACAAAGUAUUUAAGUCGGCAAGGCUUUUUAGGGUUGUUUGUGUGUGUAAAAGAUAACUUUAAGCCUUGACAGCAAUUUAUUGAAGUAUUUACCAUACAAAAUAACAAAUCAUGACCCUUCUUAAAUCAUGGUGGCUGUUAUCUGCUGUUCCAGUUUCAGUAUCGUAAUGGCCGUCUAGUAUUUAUUUUCUCUUUUCACAAACCAACUUAUUUUUCAUAAACUAAUAAGGAAUAAAGUGUUUUAAUAAUUUCUUCCUUAUAAUUACAUUUUAAAAUUAUUUUUAGAAAAAAGCGGAAUACUGAAUUUCUGUAUGGAAACUUAUAGCCAGUUCAUAGUUAGUGUGUAUAUAUUUUAUUUUAAAAUAUCCAUUUAUCCAUUUAUCAAAUAAUGAUCCAUUUGUAUUCAGAAAGUAGAUUAAUGCAAGUUCAUAUUUUUCAGAAUAAUCAUUCCCCAACCAUUGAUAAUAUAGUCAUAUGAUACUGUCUCCAUUUUUUUUUUUUUUUCUUAAAAAUAGUACAACAUAUUUCACUACCCUAGGGGAAGUAUCACCACCCUAGUAGAUACAUAUCAUGGUCUCCAAAUAGAUUUGAUGAGAUGGGCUUAGCUUUAAAUUGCGUUUUCUCUGCUGGGUCCCUAACAAAAAGUGUGGUACCCUAACUUUGAGAUUGAAACAUGCAAAAUAAGUAUAUCUUAACUCUUGUCAUUGUACUGAUUGGACAAGAAUAUGAAUCAAGAUUUCGGUUUUUAUAUGCUGACAAAUUACGAGCCAUAGUUCUGAUGCAGUGGCUAGUGUUGAAUUUCUAUAUGCUUCAAUCCAUGCUAAAGCUGCAUGAGAUAAAUUAACUCAUCCAAGCAAGUAAAAGAGCAGAAUGAAAAACAGCAAAUUUUAAUGGGGGAGUGUGGAAUCUCUGAAUGAAGGUCAUGAAAAAAAAAAUUCCGUAGUCAAAACAAGUGCUUUUAUAGCAAAUAGUUGAAUGGGGAAAUGCAACCCUUUAAAGGAGACAUUAAACCAGUGUAGGUAUAAAACUUCUACGUGUGUUUACCUCAGGAAGGUGGUGAGGUGAAGUCAGAUAUGUAGAACAUUAAGAAAAAUCAGUAAAUGAGAAAAGACUUCUCUAGGAGGGGGUGCUUUCUGAUAGUUGUCGACUCCCUAAUAAUUGGUAUAGACCCAUGACUAAGCCCCUGAUGAUGCUGUACCCACUGAUUGGGUUCUGCCCUUCAUGCUGCUUUUGAGGAGAAAAAGUAUGGACAACAAACAUUUACUUUGUAGAGAAUAUUGGACAUGAUUUCUUUUUUUCUGGUCUGAGACAUGUAACAGUCAAAAUUGAACUGAUGAAAAAUAUGGUAGGAUAUAUCUUAGAAAAUAUAUUUGGUAAGUAAACUGCAACCUGAUUUUCUUACUGGAAUAUGCAAGAAGGAGAUGCAAACAUGCAGUAAUAAUUACAGUAGAGGACAGUGUUGUGAUAUAGAGAAGAACAAAACAGAGAGGGAGAUACCCAGUAAUUCUGAAGUAAUUAUUCAAGGAAAUUCUCAAAAAUUCUCAAGGAAGACAUCAGAGAAGUGAAAGAUGACUUAGGGAUCAUGCUUAUGUCUUACUGUUUGUAUACCAGCAUAUAGAAUAUAGGGAUUAUAUAGCUUAACUAAGAGCUUGGGCUCAGGUGUCAAAUAUAUUGUUGGCUUUUUUUUUUUCUUUUUUCUUUUUAGGGCCUCAUGUGCAGCAUAUGGAAGU
Molecule: messenger RNA, 10688 nt
Organism: Sus scrofa (pig)
Lineage: Eukaryota; Metazoa; Chordata; Mammalia; Artiodactyla; Suidae
Source: RefSeq, a predicted model, not a curated record